AUGGUGGCUUUUACUUCCAUAUUGGCAGGUAUGGAUAUGACCAUGCACUACUCCCGGCCGUUUUGGGGCAGUCACAGUGAGUUUCUGGUUGAGGCCGUCCGGAACGGCUUACUCGCAGAAUCUAGGCUUACCGAAAUGGCUACACGACUUGUGGCUGCUUGGUACCCGGACGGACAAGCUCCUGGUUAUCCUCCUCUUGCCGUAGGAUUGCCAAUCAGUUUUACAGCAGCACAUGAGCCGGUGCAAACCGAAUUCGCACAGCUACCUGAAAGUGUAUCAACGUGUCUGAGGGCAAUUUUGACGAGCUACGUGAGCCAGAAUUGGGUAAUCGGACAAGUCAUAGUAUCCAGCGUGCUCCGUGGUGUUCUUGAUAUGGAAGCUCCCUGGGCAUAUCGUAUCCCCUUUGCCGUUCAAUGGUUCUGGCCGAUGGCCGUGGUCAUCGCGGUCUUCUUUGCCCCGGAGUCCCCUUGGUGGCUCGUACGCCAACAUCGCCUUGAGGAGGCAAAGGCGUCACUGCGUCGGUUGACGUCUGGACAAGAUGACGAUUUCGACGUCGACAAAACCGUGACCUUAAUGGCACUGACUACAGAACACGAACGCGAGCUGAACUCCAGGACAAGUUUUGUCGCCUGCUUUCAAGGAACGGAUCUCCGUCGAACCAUCAUCGUGAUCGGCUGUUACUGCAUGCAGGUCAUCAGCGGGACGACUCCGCGAUCAUACGCGACCUAUUUCUUCCAGCAAGCCGGUUUGCCCACGGACCAAUCAUUCAAUAUGUCGAUUGUGACCUACGCACUCAGCUUUAUAGGAACCUUGGUUGCGUGGUUCUUGAUGCCUCACGUUGGGCGACGAACGCUUUUUCUCUGGGGUCUUAACAUGCUUGCUGUCAUCUACGUUGUCCUUGGUGUUCCCCCAAGCACAAGCAGCUUAUCGUGGGCGAUUGCUUCUCUCCUCCUCGCUUCUGCAUUUAUUGCCUAUAUCUGCAUGAUACCUGUGAUUUUUGCGGUUGUUUCGGAAAUUCCCUCUUCACUCCUCCGAAGCAAGUCGGUCGCUAUCGCACGCUUCUCUUACGCGGUGAUCAAUGUAGUUGCCAACGUUCUCACACCGUAUCAGCUGAAUCCCUCGGCCUGGGGAUGGGGUGCGAAGUCCGGAUUUUUCUGGGGUGGUUCUUGUAUCUUGGGACUGUUGUUCACUUACUUCGUCGUACCAGAGCCAAAGGACAAGACUGUUGCAGAACUUGAUCUUUUGUUUAAGAAGAAGGUGUCGGCGAGGAAAUUUACGAAGACACAGGUCCAUGUUUCGGAGGUUGCGACAAGAGCACAUUGA
Molecule: messenger RNA, 1323 nt
Organism: Rhinocladiella mackenziei CBS 650.93
Lineage: Eukaryota; Fungi; Ascomycota; Eurotiomycetes; Chaetothyriales; Herpotrichiellaceae
Exons: 5
Coding region: 1-1323 (440 amino acids)
Biological process (GO): transmembrane transport; carbohydrate transport; carbohydrate metabolic process
Cellular component (GO): membrane
Molecular function (GO): hydrolase activity, hydrolyzing O-glycosyl compounds; carbohydrate:proton symporter activity
Source: RefSeq, a predicted model, not a curated record